Nylanderia fulva is the source of this 3178-nucleotide messenger RNA. RefSeq names its product octopamine receptor beta-1R. Gene Ontology annotation, molecular function: octopamine receptor activity. Gene Ontology annotation, cellular component: plasma membrane. Gene Ontology annotation, biological process: positive regulation of MAPK cascade; adenylate cyclase-activating adrenergic receptor signaling pathway. Lineage: Eukaryota; Metazoa; Arthropoda; Insecta; Hymenoptera; Formicidae. The record is from RefSeq and is a predicted model, not a curated record.
ACAUGUACGAUCCGUCAACGCAUUCCUGCUCGACGACGCCGUUGCCGCUCGAAAUCGUCGUCGUCGUCGUCGUCGCCGGCGACGAAAAGGACGACGACGGUCUAGCCGCGACCUUGCCCGCGAAACAUCGAUCUGACAUGUCGCGGAUUAGAGCGGAACGCCGGCGUCCUAGAGACCGGUUCUACCAACGUCGACCUACUAGCAACGUAGUUUAACCCUUUACGGAACAACGGUUAUAUACUGUACAAGAUUUAUUCCAUAGUACGUACAAGAAAUUAUUAUUUUACAAAUAUAUGAACGGGGUGUGUAAUCUUAUAUAUUUUGUUCUCCGAUUGGAUCCAUGUUCAUUGGCACGAGUCACUUCGAAUUUAAGAACAAAGGUUGUUUAAAAUUAUUUCAUGUUUCAUUCAAUAAUAUAUUUUAUUUGAUUUUACGAAAAAUAUCUCGAUUGGCGAACGCAUAUAAUCACGUGUAUCCGUAGUUGAAUAAUAAAUAGUAUUGAAUGUAACACAAUGUUAAAUAAGAUGUAAUAAUAGCAUUCGUGAGUGAUCGAAUUUGGUAGAAUCGAUCCUAGACCGCGUCGAGAUCGCGAGUGUAAAGAUUGGUGUUUCAUUCUAAGCCGCUAAAAGUGAAGGGGAUGACAGUCCCUUUAAGAUUGGUUGAAUCACAUAAACUAUUUCAACUGUAGGAGUGACAUAAAGUGAAGGAGCGAUUGCUUCAUUCUCUACGAAACAAUCGGUGUCGAGUUGAUCCGCGGCAUCGAUAACGCUUAUCCAGAAGCUUGUUGUGAAACUUCGCGAGGGUGGUUAGAAACGUGGAGAAUCCGCCGUGGAGACGCCUGCGCUUUUCAACCCCUUACCGAUGUCCUUGGACGCGGUUGCCACGGUAGACUCGGAGUAGCGUCCAGACGCGCUUUUAAAUUCUUCACGUCUCCGAGAUUGAUAGAUGGAAAGUGGCGGAUGAAUAACGAAUGUAGUUUAAAUCACCAUGGAAAGCGAUAACUGGCCAACUUGAAUGACAAUGGAUGAACAUAGUUGAGCUUGGAAUGACGUUUAAGUGUGACGUACUUUUAUAUACCAUAUAAAGAUCUAAUAGAUUUAAAACGAGAGGUGCUUGAAUCGCCAUCAUGGCGAGAAACAAUUGUGGAAACCGACGAACUUGUCGCUGGAGCUUCGUAAAUAGACACUUAACAUGAUAUUACGACUUCCGGUCUGGGAUGGAAGUCAGUGAGCCUCCGGACAAGGAGGUGAACCACCCAAUAUUAAUUAAUUUCUCUUCGAGCGUCGAGGACGUUUCUCAAGCAGAGACUGGCGAAUCAAGCAACGUGAUUCUAAUCGCCUUCAAAGGCCUCAUAAUGAUCAGCAUCAUCGUCACCGCUUUAUUAGGAAACGCGUUAGUGAUCGCGAGCGUCAGGAGACACCGGAAGUUACGAGUGCCCACGAAUCGCUACGUAGUGUCCUUGGCAAUGGCGGAUCUUCUAGUGGCAAUAUGCGCUAUGACAUUCAACGCCUCGGUCGAGCUUUCCGGGGGCACGUGGUUGCUAGGGAGCAUUAUGUGCGACGUAUGGAAUUCGAUGGAUGUGUAUUUCAGCACCGCCAGCAUCCUUCAUCUUUGUUGCAUUAGCGUGGAUAGAUAUUACGCGAUAGUCAGACCGCUCGAGUAUCCGGCCAUUAUGAGAACUGUGACAGUUACUGCUAUGCUAAGCAGCGCCUGGACAUUACCGGCCCUUAUCAGCUUCAUACCCAUAUUCAUGGGCUGGUAUACCACGCAGCAGCAUUUGGAUUUUCGCCGGAAAAAUCCGCAGAUCUGCGUGUUCGUGGUGAACCUUCCAUACGCGGUGAUCAGUUCCUGCGUGUCCUUCUGGAUCCCGGGUAUCGUGAUGAUCUGCAUGUACUGCAAGAUCUACAAAGAGGCGGUGAGGCAAAGAGCGGCCCUCAGUAGGGCAUCCAGCAGCACGGUGUUGAACAGCGUUCACGUGCGCCGGUCCUCCGGCGGCUCCAGACACCACUCCAGGACGUCGCAUCAGCUGCUGCUGCAUCCGAGCGAUGCGAGCGAUUACGGAAGACCGCUCUCUUAUAGGGCAUCGGCGGCGGAGCUCAACAUCGAGAACGGUACUUCGAUACGACAGCAAACAAGAAGUUGGCGAGCCGAACACAAAGCCGCGAGAACACUCGGUAUAAUUAUGGGGGCGUUUCUUCUCUGUUGGCUGCCGUUCUUCAUCUGGUAUCUAACGACGUCGCUGUGUGGCGAGGCCUGCUACUGCCCGAACACGGUGGUGUCGGUGCUCUUUUGGAUAGGUUACUUCAAUAGCGCCCUAAAUCCGCUCAUCUACGCGUAUUUCAACCGCGACUUUCGCGACGCCUUCAAGGACACGCUGAAGAGCGCUCUGCCCUGUUGCGCCAAUUGUUGGAAGACACCCUCGCAAUUCGUGUAGCGCGACGAGACUUGAAGAAAUCAAUUUCUGAAAGGCGGAAUGAUUUCGCGCAAAGACAGCGACACCAGAAGUUAAGCGGAACAAUGGAUAAACGCGUGCAAGGUAUGCACGAGAUUACACAAGGGGAUUUGUUAAUCUAUGCUUACUCUGUAAAUACGUCGAGAUGCCCGGCUAGCGCUAAUUAGAUGUAAUUAUUAGCGCACCGGCACACGCAAGGCUGUAAUAUGUGUAAUGCGAGAUACUUAACGCAGUUAGUAACAAGACCGCAUGUGUGUGUGUAAUAUUACCGUAAUCACGAAACAAUAACGCCACGAUGGAUCACUACACAGAAUUUAUAAAGAGACGUCCAUCUUGCGCGCCAUAUUGCCUGUAUAAAUGUACCAUAUAGCAAUAAAACUGAAAGACAGAUUGUAAAUAUAUAAUAAAAGCGUUUUAGAGAUACGUGUGCAUGUUUGUGGGGUAUAUGUAUGGGUGAGUGAGUUAGGUGUAUGUGUGUAUUCGUGCUCAUUGUUUUUGUAAGUAUAAUAGAUAUAAUGGAUAAUAUUAUACACACAUAUUGGCGUCGAAAUUUUAUGUGUUGCUUAUGUGUACAACAAUAGAGAACUCGAGUCAAGAACAUACUACGACGACAUAAUUAAAUGAGCAUCUCAUUGUUCGAAUAUAUAUAUCAUUAUUUCUUUAGAUCGCAUAACGUAGAGUCUCACAUUUUUAUUUCAAUCAAAAAGGAUAAGUGAUAUUUUAAUA